UGGCAAUAUACUGAUCAAAAAUAUUAUGACCUGGCAACACUGCGUUUGAUAGUCAUUUGUUACGAGGAUGGCGGCUCAAGGUGCGGCCAUCAUCUUUGGCCCAUUGCAGACGGCCUAUGAACGAGAACUACGAGCAUUAAUUCAACAGAAAUAUGCAUCUGUAAAAGAAAAUGUUGCUAUUUUACGGGGUCGGGGGGUAAUCCCCGACUCCGUAAAGAUAGAAGGAGUAUAUCAACACAUCAGGAGGUUCCAGGUCUAUAAAGACCUGGAACUACAAAACACGUACUGGGUGUUUUAUGUAAGUGUUAUCGUUUCAAUUAUAAUGUUUACUUCAAUGAAUUUUUUUCCAGAACUAAUAAACCCGCAUUAAAUUU
Messenger RNA from Photinus pyralis (common eastern firefly), 374 nucleotides. RefSeq lists its product as uncharacterized. The coding region runs from base 68 to 370 and encodes 100 amino acids. The transcript has 4 exons. The record is from RefSeq and is a predicted model, not a curated record. NCBI's taxonomy places the organism in Eukaryota, Metazoa, Arthropoda, Insecta, Coleoptera, Lampyridae.